Messenger RNA from Lycium ferocissimum, 2097 nucleotides. Its product is annotated as F-box protein AUF2-like. Gene Ontology annotation, molecular function: protein binding. The transcript has 2 exons. NCBI's taxonomy places the organism in Eukaryota, Viridiplantae, Streptophyta, Magnoliopsida, Solanales, Solanaceae. Bases 69 to 1175 code for a protein of 368 amino acids. The record is from RefSeq and is a predicted model, not a curated record.
UCAAAUAUCAGGUCAACGGUCAAAAUCUACGCUCUCCUCAAUAAUAAGUUCUAAUUUUGCGAGCCCCAAUGUUUUUGUCUUCCCCGUUCACAUCCACUCACACAACCAACCACUCUUUUUUCUCCUCAAAAAAUAAUCAUAUCAAAAAAAAAAACUCUUCUAUGGCAUUCGAAUUGGAUAACUCAGACGGGUUCGAUCGAAUACCCGACCCGUUAAUCCACAUAAUCUUCAACCAAAUCUCCGACAUCAAAACCCUAAUCCGUUGCCGUUCCGUUUCAAAACGGUUCAAUUCAUUAGUCCCACAAGCUGAUUCCCUUCUCCUCCGGGUCGACCGGGUCAUAUCCGCAUCCGAAUCCGACGAUGACGACGAUUCCAUCCUCAUUGCUUUCCUCAGAUCCAUCAUCAAAUUCCUUUCACCAAACAAACCCUUACAAAACCCGACCCGAUCUCAAAACUCACCCGCACAGAUCUUACGUGAAUUCGAGAAGAUCCGGAAUCUACAAAUUGAGCUUCCUUCAGGUGAUCUUAGGUUAGAGAAAGGAACGAUUAUUAGAUGGAAAGCUGAAUUUGGGAAAACCCUAAAAAGUUGCGUGAUUUUAGGGUUUCGCGGCGGGGGCGGCGGCGGUGGUGGUGGUGGUGGGGAUGGUGAGGUGGCGGAGUUAGGUGGUGGUGGUGGUUUGAAAAUGAGGGUAGUUUGGACAAUUAGCGCGUUGAUUGCUGCUUCAGCUAGGCAUUAUAUGAUGAUGGAAGUCGUAAACGAGCAUAAAGAGCUCGAAAACUUGUUAAUCAAGGACAGAGAAGAUGAAGGAAAAGUCGUAAUGGAUAAGAAAGGGUUGAGAGAAUGUAGAGAAUGUAGCGAAGAGAAUGAAGUAAACAAUGGGAGUAGUGGGAAUGGUGGUGUUGGUUUAUGGUGGAGGAAUAAUCGAACGACAGUUCCAGCUGUACGAAUGAGGAUGAGGCACGAAGCGAGGAUGGAAUUGUCCGGUGGGACGAAAAUGGUGGGAGCAACAUUGGUGGUUGUACGACCCAUUAAUGAGAGGAGUGAUGAGGUGGAGGAACAAAAUGGAGAUGUAGGAAUAGCGUUAGGGGCAUUUGGGGAAGAUCAAGUGUAUUCUGAAGCUGUCGAGAGGUUGCUUAAGAGUCGAAGUUAUAUUCUCGAGAUGAACUCUUUCUAGUAUCUUGACUAAUGUUCACUCUUGCUACUUAAAGGCAACGAGAAUGGAUAUUGAGGAUUCUAUGUCCGACCCAUUUGUGAUUGAGGAUAAUGAAUUGAAGAGACAUUUUUUCAAUGGAAUUUGUGCUGGCUAGAUGAUGAAGUACAUAUAGAAGAUACUGAUUGUUAAAUUUGUAGGUUUGAUUACCUUAUACAUGCUUAUUUGGGAUAGAGGAGUAGCAAGUUCUCAACACUUCGCUUCCAAUAUAACGCAGCCUGUAAAGGGUUAAAAUGGCGACUAUUUGAAAUCUCGUAAAAAUGGGAAUGUAGGGAAGAAGCUGAGGUAAACAAUGGGAGUAGUAGGAAUGGGGUUGGUUUGUGGUGGCGGAGCAAUCGUACAACAGUCCCAGUUGGACGAAUGAGGACGAGGCACGAAGCGAGGAUGGAACUGUCCGGUGGGACGAGAAUGGUGGGAGCCCAUUGGUGGUUGUCCGACCGAUUAAUGAGAGGAUUGAUGAGCUGGAGGAACAAAAUGGAGAUGUAGAAAUAGCAUUUGGGGAAGAUGACGUAUAAUGUAAAGCUGUCGAGAGGUUGCGCAAGAGUCGAAGUUAUAUUCUCGAGAUGAACACUUUCUAGUGUAAGGUCUAUAUCUCAAUUGAAUUAGGAUUAUUAUCAUCUAGAGUUUUCUCGUCAUUUGUAACUAUCUCUAUCUCUAUUGUUAUUUGUACAGUUAUAUGUGAUUUGUACAAGUCAUUUUAAGACAUGGCAUUGCGUGCGAAGGAAAGAAGAGUCUAUAUCUUCUACUGGUGUUUGGGGCGGUGAGAAUUGAACUGAAACUUUGUCUGAGGAUUACUUGCUUUCACCAUGCCAUUGUGCUAUUUUACCCUCUUUUUUGUUGCUAUUGUACUCUAUCUUAUCAAAACUAUCUAAUCUUAUUUUGUAGU